GAAAGCAAAACCUAAAUUAAACCCUGUAGGAUUCUCCUCCUGCGGAGAGAUAGAGAAGAAGAUGUCAUCGAGCUCCCAGCAAGCCAUGCCAAACCAGUGCUUCUCCGAGGAAAGAGAGAUGCCUUGUGCUGUUUCUCAAAUGGGUUUCUUUACUUUUCCUCAAAACCUCACUUCAUUUGCUUCCCAUCAAUCUCUCAAACCCUUCGAUAUUGCACUGCCUAAUCUAACCCAAACCCUAUCCUAUCCGAAGCAUAGAGUGCAGGGCCCUGCUUCUGAUUUUGGAGAACCCCAACCGCUUUCCUUGCACAGAUCUACUGCAAAUUUCUGGGCAUGGGGAAACGAGUGCUUGGGAGCUAAGAAAAUCGGUGUAGAAGAUCAUGUAGGCGUUUCGGCAGUGAAAAUGAAAAGGAUAAAAGGAAGAAGAAAAGUAAGGGAACCUAGGUUUUGCUUCAAGACCCUGAGCGAUGUGGACGUGCUCGAUGAUGGAUACAAGUGGAGGAAGUACGGCCAGAAAGUGGUAAAGAACACCCAGCAUUCCAGGAGCUACUAUCGUUGUACGCAAGAUAAUUGCAGGGUGAAGAAAAGAGUGGAGAGACUGGCAGAGGAUCCAAGGAUGGUUAUUACAACCUACGAAGGGAGGCACGCUCAUUUGCCAUCUCACGAUCUCCAUGACUCCCACCACCCAAACUCUCUCCUUGACAGUUUCUUCUAGUGCCAUAUCUUCAUAUGAUUUCAUACAUUAUUUC
Messenger RNA from Hibiscus syriacus, 746 nucleotides. RefSeq names its product probable WRKY transcription factor 13. The record is from RefSeq and is a predicted model, not a curated record. Gene Ontology annotation, molecular function: DNA-binding transcription factor activity; sequence-specific DNA binding. Gene Ontology annotation, biological process: regulation of DNA-templated transcription. NCBI's taxonomy places the organism in Eukaryota, Viridiplantae, Streptophyta, Magnoliopsida, Malvales, Malvaceae. The coding region runs from base 62 to 712 and encodes 216 amino acids. The transcript is spliced from 3 exons.